GCCUCCCCACAGGCUGCUGGGGAAAACAGAUCUCCUUGGCUGGUUGCUCCCCACCCCUUUUCUAACUGCGGUCCGUGGCUCACAGAUGGUGGCUGUAGUAACUGGUGCCAUAGGUGCCCUUGGAGAUGGUGACCCUUCCUUCAGGGGACAUCUGUAUCCUGCAGGAUGUCUAAGUUGGCACGUCCCAGCUCUCAGCAUCUUUCUUCAGCUCCACCAGGAUGUGGCCGACUUGGGCAGAAGGACAGCCCCACGAGGAUGAACACGAGGAGCAGCGUAACCAAGCCUUGGAGUCCUGUGGUCCGAGUGGGCAGCCAUGGCCCCGGCAGGGCACGCCCCCUCUCUGCAGCCUCAACUGGAUUGAAGAGUUCUAAGUCUUCAACCUCCUUGGCCUUUGAGUCCCGGCUCAGCAAGCUCAAGAGAGCCAGUAGCGAGGACAUGCUCAACAAACCAGGAGGAGGCAGCACUUCUGGGGCCAUCAGACUGAAGAAGACCGCGACGUCCGGAGCCAUCUCAGAGCUGGCCGAGAGCCGGCUGAGGAGCCACCCAGGGACUAGUACAACAACGAAACGGACAGGCAUUCCGGCCCCCCGGGAACUUUCGGUGACAACUUCAAGAGAGAGGUCUGUGCCACGUGGUCCCUCCAAUCCCAAGAAAUCAGUGUCCAGUCCAACUUCUCCCAGCAACCCUACUCCUGCCAAGUACCUGAGGACUACUUCCACAAAACCCAAGCAAGAGAAUGAAAGUGGGGAGAAGGCAGUGCUUGAGUCUCAAGUUCGAGAACUUCUGGCGGAAGCCAAAGCCAAAGAUAGUGAAAUCAACAGGCUGCGAAGUGAACUCAAGAAAUACACAGAGAAAAGGGCGCUGAGCCCCGAAGGAGCUGGUGUGUCAGACCCUGGUGUCGCUGUAACCCUGGUCCCCACAGGGGCCCCAGAACCUCUGAUCAGAGCCCUCGAGGAGAAGAACAAGGACUUUCAGAAAGAACUAGCCUUUCUAGAGGAAGAAAAUCGAGCCUUAAAGGAGAGACUGACCUACCUGGAGCAGUCUCCAAACUCAGAAGGGACAGUAAGUCACACUGGCGACAGCAGCUGCCCGACAUCCCUAACUCAAGAGUCAAGCUUCGGAAGCCCAACAGGACAGGAGCUGUCGAGUGACAUCGAGGAGUAUAAAAAAAGCUCCCAUGAAAAUGCGUUACGGACGUCGGGGUCUUCCAGCAGCGACGUCACCAAGGCCUCCCUGUCGCCAGAUGCCUCUGACUUUGAGCAUAUUCCGGCUGAUAUCCCCUCCCGACCCCUGUCCUCCAGCAGCAACCCCUUCAAGAGCUCCAAGUGCCCCACCACUAGCAGUUCCCCCAACAAUGCCAGCGAGCUCUCCCUGGCCUCCCUCACAGAGAAGAUCCAGAAGAUGGAAGAAAACCACCACAGCACCGCGGAAGAGCUGCAGGCCACCCUGCAAGAACUGUCGGAUCAGCAGCAGAUGGUGCAGGAACUGACAGCUGAGAACGAGAAGCUGGUGGAUGAGAAGACUCUGCUGGAGACAUCCUUCCAGCAGCAUCGGGAGAGAGCGGAGCAGCUGAGCCAGGAGAAUGAGAAACUCCUCAAUCUCUUACAAGAGCGAGUGAAGAAGGAAGAGCCCAGCGCUCAGGAGGGAAAGCUGCUGGAGCUGGAGCAGAAGUGCACGGACAUCCUGGAGCAGGGCCGCUUCGAGAGGGAGAAGCUGCUCAGCAUCCAGCAGCAGCUCACCUGCAGCCUGCGCAAGGUGGAGGAGGAGAACCUGGGGGCUCUGGAAACCAUCAAGCGCCUCAAGGACGAGAACGAAAAGCUGAACGGGGUCCUCGAAGUGGAGCGGCGUAACAACAGCGUGAUGGCGAAAACUCUGGAAGAAUGCAGAGUGUCCUUGGAAGAGUUGAAGGUGGAGAAUGGGUCUUUGAAGGCUCAUCUGGAGAGCGAGAAGCAAAAAACUGUAGCCACCAGUACCCCCGGGCAGAAGGCAGAGAGCUGUGAAAUCCAGGAACUGCUGAAAGUGGCCCGAGCCGAGAAAGAUCAGCUGGAACUAUCUUGCACUGAUCUCAGACAAGAGUUACUAAAGGCCAAUGCUGAAAUCAAGCACGUUUCAAGCUUACUGGCCAAGAUGGAAAAGGAUUACUCCGACCUGAAGGAAGUAUGUGACCGUCAAGCCGAACAGCUGAGCAGGACCAGCCUGAAGCUGCAAGAGAAAGCAUCAGAGAGCGACGCCGAGAUAAAGGACAUGAAAGAGACCAUAUUUGAGCUGGAGGACCAGGUGGAGCAGCACCGGGCCGUCAAGUUACAGAACAAUCAACUCAUUAGUGAACUAGAAAGUAAUGUGAUGAAGCUGGAGGAGCAGAAGUCUGACUUGGAAAGGCAGCUGAAGAUGCUGACAAAGCAGAUUAAGGAGGAGACUGAGGAAUGGAGGCGGUUCCAAGCGGACCUGCAGACCGCCGUGGUGGUGGCCAAUGACAUCAAGUGUGAGGCCCAGCAGGAGCUGCGUACUGUGAAGAGGAGGCUUCUGGAAGAGGAGGAGAAGAACGCCAGGCUGCAGAAGGAGCUGGGCGACAUGCAGGGCCACGGCAGCUCCUUGGUCUCUGUCAGCUAGCAGAGCACUUGGUGGAAGAAAGCCCAGCCCUUGCCAUGAUUGGAAACUACAGCCAUUUCUGUGUGAGAGGGGGAGUGUGUACAGGAGAACUUACCUCUUUACAAAGAGCCCAGUUAAUCUCCUUAGACCAUUCACUGUUGCCCACACAGUGAUUGCAACCAAGUCUCUUGACCGUUUUUCUACAUUUUGGAACCAACUCACUGCAUGAUUAAAGAUGAUCCUUCCCUCUUUUUGUUUUUUUCCUCAGAAGAUUCAGCCGUCUUUUAUUUGGAAAACAAAAUGGAGUUACUCUGAAAAAUCAGUAUGGCUGUUGUGAAGAAAAUGUCUUAGGUGCAGCUAGAGUGUUGGGAGAGAUUAGCAGCUUAGCACAUUCCAAGUGUGGUGAACGCAACCCAUGCUGGGGUUUCUUCUUGUUGGCAUUUAUUUUGAUGCUUCCUUUUGGAUAGGAUGUCUAAUGACCUUGGAAUUCACACUACUCAAUGCAAAAUAAGAAGCUGUCUGCAUGCUGCCUUACUCUUGAAGAAGUUAGAAGGUUCUGCUUCCUGCUAAAAAGUCUCACUUGAGCUUUUUCAAACUGGGGUCUGACUUCGUUGCCUCAUCUGAGACAAGCGGCUACUGAGCUCUGGUUUAACUUCCAAAAUAUUUGUUGGGCUAAACCCAGAUAGAUGUUUGGUUGGUGAUAAAGGAUGAACUUUACAUCAGCUAUGCAUGUAUGGUGACAGCGCUAAUUGUAGUCACUGAGAACUCAUGAACAGCAGCUACAACAAAAGCCUCAUGAAAAAACCUGCCCUGGAAGCUGUAAAGACUGUCAUUGCAGACAUGUACAAAACUCAAACUUGAACCUUUGGGACAUUCAACUUUUGGAUAUCCAUAUGCUUAUGAAAAUCUUUUCCCAAUUCAGCAGCCUCCACUGGGCAAAAACCUGCACUGCUUGUCUGAGGAGCUAGCUCACAGCAUUGAGUUGUUAGCUGCACAAUCCAAAGGAGAGAGCAGAACAAAAGUUAUUAUCCAAUAAAAGGAUAAUCAGGAAGAGGAAUGCUCUGCCAACUCAGGAAGAUGUUUUAGACUGUCAAACUGGAGAGUCCCAGUCACCAGAAAAAUUUUAACCUGACACGAGGAGGGGAAAAAAACUAUCCUAGCUGUUUUCUCCGUAAAAAUAAUGUAGACACUUGUACAGUUGUUAGUAGAGUUGAAAAUAAUAUUCCGAGAAGUCAAAAUGAUUUAAAAUCUGCUUGUCAGGAAUUUUCAAAAAUAAAAAGUAAGAAAAAUGCAACCUCAACUUGAAAAGGCAUAGCUGUCUUUGCACCUCAUAUUUUAAUCUGUCUUUACUCCAGGUACUGUUGGAUAUUUUUUAUAAAUGUUUAUGAAGUACUAAAUAAAUAUGCUGUUAUUUAGAA
This is a messenger RNA of Ochotona princeps (American pika), 4007 nucleotides long. RefSeq names its product sperm antigen with calponin homology and coiled-coil domains 1 (gene SPECC1). The record is from RefSeq and is a predicted model, not a curated record. Lineage: Eukaryota; Metazoa; Chordata; Mammalia; Lagomorpha; Ochotonidae. The coding region runs from base 166 to 2610 and encodes 814 amino acids. Gene Ontology annotation, biological process: actin cytoskeleton organization. Gene Ontology annotation, molecular function: protein binding. Gene Ontology annotation, cellular component: filamentous actin; microtubule organizing center. The transcript is spliced from 8 exons.